GCCUUGCGUCCCACCACUCCUAGGGACCCUCGAGCCUCGCCCCCUCUGCUCCGACUCGCCGGACCGACGCGAUGGCCUCGGAAGUGGUGUGCGGACUCAUCUUCAGGCUGCUGCUGCCCAUCUGCCUGGCAGUAGCAUGUGCAUUCCGAUACAAUGGGCUCUCUUUUGUCUACCUUAUCUACCUCUUGCUCAUUCCUCUGUUCUCAGAACCAACAAAAACGACGAUGCAAGGACAUACAGGACGGUUAUUAAAGUCUCUGUGCUUCAUCAGUCUUUCCUUCCUGUUGCUGCACAUCAUUUUUCACAUCACGUUGGUGAGCCUUGAAGCUCAACAUCGUAUUGCACCUGGCUACAACUGCUCAACAUGGGAAAAGACAUUCCGGCAGAUCGGCUUUGAAAGCUUAAAGGGAGCUGAUGCUGGCAAUGGGAUCAGAGUGUUUGUACCUGACAUCGGGAUGUUCAUUGCUAGUCUGACCAUCUGGCUUCUCUGUAGAAACAUUGUUCAGAAACCUGUGACAGACGAAGCAGCACAGAGUAACCUGGAGUUUGAAAAUGAAGAAUUGGCUGGAGGAGAAAAAAUUGAUUCAGAAGAGGCACUGAUCUAUGAAGAGGAUUUCAAUGGAGGAGAUGGUGUUGAAGGCGAGUUGGAAGAAAGCACGAAGUUAAAAAUGUUCCGCAGGCUUGCCUCUGUGGCCUCUAAGCUCAAGGAGUUCAUUGGCAACAUGAUCACCACUGCUGGGAAAGUCGUUGUUACCAUCUUACUGGGCUCCUCUGGCAUGAUGUUGCCGUCUUUGACAUCAUCUGUGUAUUUUUUUGUAUUUUUGGGUCUGUGCACCUGGUGGUCCUGGUGCCGGACGUUCGACCCAUUGCUGUUCAGCUGUCUCUGUGUUCUGCUGGCUAUUUUCACUGCUGGACAUUUGAUUGGACUUUAUUUAUACCAGUUCCAAUUCUUUCAAGAGGCAGUUCCACCCAAUGACUACUAUGCAAGGUUGUUUGGUAUCAAGUCAGUAAUUCAAACGGACUGUUCGAGUACUUGGAAGAUCAUAGUAAACCCGGACCUGUCAUGGUACCACCACGCCAACCCUAUCCUCCUGCUGGUGAUGUACUACACUCUGGCCACCCUGAUCCGCAUCUGGCUGCAAGAGCCCCUUGUGCAGGAUGAGAGGACCAAAGAAGAGGACAAAGCCCUGGCUUGUAGCCCCAUCCAAAUAACAGCGGAGAGGAGGCGGAGCCUGUGGUACGCAACCCAUUACCCCACCGAUGAGAGAAAACUUUUAUCCAUGACCCAGGAUGACUACAAACCAUCUGAUGGCCUGCUGGUGACUGUGAAUGGCAACCCUGUGGAUUACCACACUAUCCACCCCAGCCUGCCCAUGGAGAACGGCCCCGGCAAAGCCGACCUCUACUCCACCCCUCAGUACCGGUGGGAGCCCUCUGAUGAAUCCUCAGAAAAGCGAGAGGAGGAAGAGGAAGAGAAAGAAGAAUUUGAAGAAGAAAGGAGCCGUGAGGAAAAAAGAAGUAUCAAAGUUCAUGCCAUGGUCUCCGUAUUCCAAUUUAUUAUGAAACAAAGUUACAUCUGUGCCCUCAUAGCUAUGAUGGCCUGGAGCAUCACCUAUCACAGCUGGCUGACCUUCGUGCUGCUGAUCUGGUCGUGCACUCUUUGGAUGAUUCGCAACAGAAGAAAAUAUGCCAUGAUCAGCUCUCCCUUCAUGGUGGUUUAUGGAAACCUAUUGUUGAUAUUACAGUAUAUAUGGAGUUUUGAACUUCCUGAAAUUAAAAAAGUUCCAGGAUUUUUAGAAAAGAAAGAGCCAGGAGAACUUGCUUCCAAAAUCCUUUUCACCAUUACUUUUUGGCUACUGCUGAGGCAGCACCUCACAGAGCAAAAAGCUCUGCAAGAAAAGGAAGCUCUUUUAUCGGAAGUCAAAAUUGGCAGUCAGGAAAAUGAAGAAAAAGAUGAGGAACUUCAAGAUAUACAAGUGGAAGGAGAGCCCAAAGAGAAGGAGGAAGAAGAGGAAGCGAAAGAAGAGAAGCAAGAGAGAAAGAAGGUAGAGCAAGAGGAAGCUGAAGAAGAAGAUGAGCAGGACAUCAUGAAAGUCCUGGGCAAUCUGGUGGUGGCCAUGUUCAUCAAGUACUGGAUCUACGUCUGCGGAGGCAUGUUCUUCUUCGUCAGCUUCGAGGGCAAAAUCGUAAUGUACAAAAUCAUCUACAUGGUGCUGUUCCUGUUCUGUGUGGCCCUAUAUCAGGUGCACUAUGAAUGGUGGAGGAAAAUUCUAAAAUAUUUUUGGAUGUCAGUGGUUAUUUACACUAUGCUGGUGCUUAUCUUUAUAUACACAUAUCAGUUUGAAAACUUCCCAGGCCUGUGGCAAAAUAUGACUGGAUUGAAAAAAGAAAAGCUUGAGGAUCUUGGCUUAAAGCAGUUUACUGUGGCUGAACUAUUCACUCGCAUAUUCAUCCCAACCUCCUUUCUGCUGGUGUGCAUUUUACACCUGCACUAUUUCCAUGACCGGUUCCUUGAACUCACGGACCUCAAGUCCAUUCCCAGCAAAGAAGACAACACCAUCUACAGCCAUGCCAAAGUCAAUGGUCGCGUAUAUCUAAUAAUAAAUAGACUGGCCCACCCGGAAGGAAGCCUCCCGGACCUCACCAUGAUGCACCUGACUGCCAGCCUGGAGAAGCCGGAGGUGAGGAAGUUGGCUGAGCCUGGGAAGGAGAAGCCUGAGGGCUACUCUGAAAAAGCCCAGAAGGGUGAUCUUGGGAAAGACAGUGAGGAGUCAGAGGAGGACGGAGAGGAAGAGGAGGAAUCCGAGGAGGAGGAAGAAACAUCAGAUUUAAGGAACAAAUGGCACCUGGUGAUUGACCGCCUCACUGUGCUCUUCUUAAAAUUCCUGGAGUAUUUUCACAAGCUGCAGGUGUUCAUGUGGUGGAUUUUGGAGUUGCACAUCAUCAAAAUCGUUUCCUCUUACAUUAUCUGGGUUUCCGUGAAAGAGGUGUCUCUGUUCAACUAUGUAUUUUUGAUUUCUUGGGCUUUUGCUCUGCCGUACGCCAAGCUGCGCCGUCUGGCUUCAAGUGUCUGCACGAUCUGGACGUGUGUGAUCAUCGUCUGCAAAAUGUUGUACCAGCUCCAAACCAUUAAGCCUGAGAACUUCUCUGUUAACUGUUCCUUGCCAAAUGAAAAUCAAACAAACAUCCCCCUUAAUGAGUUGAACAAGUCUCUGCUCUACAGCGCUCCUAUCGAUCCUACAGAGUGGGUCGGCCUGCGGAAGUCUUCGCCUCUGCUAGUCUACCUGAGGAAUAACCUCCUGAUGCUGGCUAUCCUGGCCUUUGAAGUCACCAUUUACCGCCAUCAGGAAUACUAUCGAGGUCGAAAUAACCUGACGGCCCCUGUGUCUAGAACUAUCUUUCAUGACAUUACAAGACUACAUCUAGACGAUGGACUUAUUAAUUGUGCCAAAUAUUUCAUAAAUUACUUCUUUUACAAGUUCGGUCUGGAGACCUGUUUCCUAAUGUCAGUUAACGUCAUUGGCCAGCGAAUGGAUUUCUAUGCCAUGAUCCACGCCUGCUGGCUGAUCGCUGUCUUAUAUAGACGCAGAAGGAAAGCCAUCGCGGAGAUCUGGCCCAAGUACUGCUGCUUCCUGGCGUGCAUCAUCACCUUCCAGUAUUUCAUCUGCAUCGGCAUCCCACCUGCUCCUUGCCGAGAUUACCCGUGGAGAUUCAACGGUGCCAGCUUCAAUGACAACAUCAUAAAGUGGCUGUACUUCCCAGAUUUCAUUGUGCGGCCCAACCCUGUGUUUCUCGUCUAUGACUUCAUGCUGCUUCUGUGUGCCUCCUUACAACGGCAGAUUUUUGAGGAUGAGAACAAGGCUGCAGUGCGAAUCAUGGCAGGUGACAAUGUCGAGAUCUGCAUGAACCUUGAUGCGGCCUCCUUCAGCCAACACAACCCUGUGCCAGAUUUUAUUCACUGCAGAUCUUACUUAGACAUGUCCAAAGUGAUCGUCUUCAGCUACCUCUUCUGGUUCGUGCUCACCAUCAUCUUCAUCACUGGGACAACCAGGAUCAGCAUCUUUUGCAUGGGGUACCUGGUAGCCUGUUUCUACUUCCUGCUCUUUGGGGGUGACUUGCUGUUGAAACCCAUCAAGAGCAUCCUGCGCUACUGGGACUGGCUGAUCGCAUACAACGUUUUUGUGAUUACGAUGAAAAAUAUCCUGUCAAUAGGAGCAUGUGGAUACAUUGGAACAUUGGUGCACAAUAGUUGUUGGUUGAUCCAAGCUUUCAGCCUGGCCUGCACAGUCAAAGGCUAUCAAAUGCCUGCUGCUAAUUCACCCUGUACACUACCCAGUGGGGAAGCAGGAAUCAUUUGGGACAGCAUAUGUUUUGCCUUCCUCCUGCUGCAAAGAAGAGUUUUCAUGAGUUAUUAUUUCCUACAUGUUGUGGCUGAUAUAAAAGCUUCCCAGAUUCUGGCAUCAAGAGGAGCUGAACUUUUCCAGGCCACAAUUGUAAAAGCUGUUAAGGCAAGAAUUGAGGAAGAGAAGAAGUCCAUGGACCAGCUGAAGCGACAGAUGGAUCGCAUCAAGGCCAGGCAACAGAAAUAUAAAAAGGGUAAGGAGAGGAUGCUGAGCUUGACCCAGGAGCCAGGGGAAGGCCAGGACGUGCAAAAACUCUCUGAAGAGGAUGAUGAAAGAGAAGCAGACAAACAGAAAGCCAAGGGCAAAAAAAAGCAGUGGUGGCGGCCUUGGGUUGAUCAUGCUUCCAUGGUCAGGAGUGGAGAUUAUUAUUUGUUUGAAACGGAUAGUGAAGAGGAGGAAGAGGAAGAAUUAAAGAAGGAAGAUGAAGAACCUCCACGAAGGUCAGCAUUCCAGUUUGUUUAUCAAGCCUGGAUUACUGAUCCUAAAACAGCACUCCGACAAAGACACAAAGAGAAAAAAAGGUCUGCAAGAGAAGAACGGAAACGAAGGCGGAAAGGAUCCAAGGAGGGUCCUGUGGAAUGGGAAGACCGGGAGGAUGAACCAAUCAAAAAGAAAUCCGAUGGACCAGAUAACAUCAUCAAGAGGAUAUUUAAUAUUUUGAAAUUUACCUGGGUCCUAUUUCUGGCAACAGUGGACAGUUUCACUACUUGGCUUAACUCCAUUUCAAGGGAGCAUAUUGAUAUAUCUACAGUUCUGAGAAUUGAACGAUGCAUGCUGACCAGAGAAAUUAAGAAGGGCAAUGUUCCAACUCGGGAGAGCAUCCACAUGUACUAUCAGAACCACAUCAUGAACCUUUCCAGAGAGUCGGGACUGGACACCAUUGACGAGCAUCCCGGAGCUGCUUCAGGUGCACAGACAGCCAACAGGAUGGAUAGUUUAGAUUCACAUGACAGUAUCUCCAGCUGCUACACUGAAGCAACCAUGCUGUUCUCAAGGCAGUCCACCCUUGAUGAUUUAGAUGGACAAGAAAUUCCUAAAACAAGCGAGCGUGCUCGGCCUAGGCUCCGUAAAAUGCUCAGCAUGGAUAUGUCCUCCUCAUCAGCUGACAGUGGCAGUUUAGCAUCAAGCGAGCCCACGCAGUGUACCAUGCUGUACUCACGCCAGGGGACCACUGAGACCAUCGAGGAGGUGGAGGCUGAGCAGGAGGAAGAGGCAGGGAGCACGGCGCCUGAGUCCAGGGAGGCCAAGGAGUACGAGGCCGCUGGGUACGAUGUGGGAGCCAGGGGUGCUGAGGAGGCCAGCCUCACCCCAGAGGAAGAGCUGACACAGUUCUCCACCUUGGACGGGGAUGUGGAGGCCCCACCCUCCUACAGCAAGGCUGUGAGCUUCGAGCAUCUGUCCUUCGGCUCACAGGACGACUCUGCAGUUAAGAACCACAUGGCAGUCAGCCCGGACGACAGCCGCACCGACAAGCUGGGGUCCAGCAUCCUACCUCCCCUGACCCAUGAGCUGACGGCCAGCGAGCUGCUGCUGAAAAAGAUGUUUCACGACGAUGAGCUUGAAGAGUCAGAGAAAUUCUACGUGGGGCAGCCCCGAUUUCUGCUGCUCUUCUAUGCCAUGUACAAUACCCUGGUGGCCCGCUCGGAGAUGGUGUGCUACUUCGUGAUCAUCCUCAACCACAUGGUCUCUGCCUCCAUGAUCACGCUCCUGCUUCCCAUCCUCAUCUUCCUCUGGGCCAUGUUGUCCGUCCCCAGGCCCAGCCGCCGGUUCUGGAUGAUGGCCAUCGUCUAUACUGAGGUGGCAAUUGUAGUCAAGUAUUUCUUCCAAUUUGGGUUCUUUCCCUGGAAUAAGAAUGUGGAGGUGAACAGAGAUAAACCGUUCCACCCCCCAAACAUCAUAGGAGUGGAAAAGAAGGAAGGUUAUGUUCUUUAUGACCUCAUCCAGCUCCUGGCGCUGUUCUUUCAUCGAUCAAUUUUGAAGUGCCAUGGCUUAUGGGAUGAAGAUGACAUGACUGAAAGUGGCAUGGACAAGGAGGAAUCAGAUGAUGAGCUCUCCCUCGGUCAUGGCAGGAGGGACUCCUCCGAUUCACUCAAGUCCAUCAACCUGGCCGCAUCUGUGGAGUCAGUGCACGUGACCUUCCCGGAGCAGCAGACGGCUGUCCGGAGGAAGCGCUCCGGCAGCAGCUCCGAGCCAUCCCAGAGAUCCAGCUUUUCUUCAAACAGAUCCCAAAGAGGCAGCACAAGCACCCGAAACAGCAGUCAAAAAGGAAGCAGUGUUUUGAGUAUUAAGCAAAAAAGCAAAAGGGAACUUUAUAUGGAAAAGCUUCAAGAACAUUUGAUCAAAGCAAAAGCCUUUACCAUAAAGAAGACGCUGCAGAUCUACGUGCCCAUCAAACAGUUCUUUUACAACCUCAUCCACCCGGACUAUAGCGCCGUGACUGACGUGUAUGUGCUCAUGUUCCUGGCUGACACUGUGGACUUCAUCAUCAUUGUCUUCGGCUUUUGGGCCUUUGGGAAACACUCAGCAGCUGCAGACAUCACCUCUUCACUGUCAGAGGACCAGGUCCCGGGGCCGUUUUUGGUGAUGGUCCUCAUUCAGUUUGGAACCAUGGUGGUGGACCGAGCCCUCUACCUCAGGAAGACUGUACUGGGAAAGGUCAUCUUCCAGGUCAUUCUUGUGUUCGGAAUUCACUUCUGGAUGUUCUUCAUCUUACCUGGUGUGACUGAGAGGAAAUUCAGCCAGAACCUGGUUGCCCAGCUUUGGUACUUUGUGAAAUGUGUUUACUUCGGGUUGUCUGCUUACCAGAUCCGUUGCGGCUACCCAACGCGAGUCCUGGGGAACUUCCUCACCAAGAGCUACAAUUACGUCAACCUGUUCUUAUUCCAAGGGUUUCGCCUCGUGCCCUUUUUGACUGAGCUGAGGGCAGUGAUGGACUGGGUGUGGACGGACACAACCUUGAGCCUGUCCAGCUGGAUCUGUGUGGAGGACAUCUAUGCUCACAUAUUCAUCCUGAAGUGUUGGCGGGAGUCGGAGAAGAGAUACCCUCAGCCGCGGGGCCAGAAGAAGAAGAAAGUGGUGAAGUAUGGCAUGGGAGGAAUGAUCAUCGUCUUGCUCAUCUGCAUUGUCUGGUUUCCUCUUCUCUUCAUGUCUUUGAUCAAAUCUGUGGCUGGGGUCAUCAACCAGCCCCUGGACGUCUCCGUCACAAUUACCCUGGGAGGGUAUCAGCCUAUUUUCACAAUGAGUGCCCAACAAAGCCAGUUGAAAGUUAUGGACCAGCAGAACUUUAACAAAUUUAUACAAGCUUUUUCUAGGGACACCGGUGCUAUGCAAUUUCUGGAAAAUUAUGAAAAAGAAGACAUAACAGUAGCAGAACUGGAAGGAAACUCAAAUUCUUUGUGGACCAUCAGCCCACCCAGUAAGCAGAAAAUGAUACACGAACUCCUGGACCCCAAUAGUAGCUUCUCUGUUGUUUUUUCAUGGAGUAUUCAGAGAAACUUAAGUCUGGGUGCAAAAUCGGAAAUAGCAACAGAUAAGCUUUCUUUUCCUCUUAAAAAUAUUACUCGAAAGAAUAUCGCUAAAAUGAUAGCGGGCAACAGCACAGAAAGUUCAAAAACACCAGUGACCAUAGAAAAGAUUUAUCCAUAUUAUGUGAAAGCACCUAGUGAUUCUAACUCAAAACCUAUAAAGCAACUUUUAUCUGAAAAUAAUUUCAUGGAUAUUACCAUCAUUUUGUCCAGAGACAAUACAACUAAAUAUAACAGUGAGUGGUGGGUUCUCAACCUAACUGGAAACAGAAUAUACAAUCCAAACUCUCAGGCCCUGGAACUGGUGGUCUUCAAUGACAAAGUCAGUCCCCCAAGUCUGGGGUUCCUGGCUGGCUAUGGUAUUAUGGGAUUAUACGCUUCAGUUGUCCUUGUGAUUGGAAAAUUUGUCCGUGAAUUCUUCAGUGGGAUUUCUCACUCCAUCAUGUUUGAAGAGCUUCCAAAUGUGGAUCGAAUUUUGAAGUUGUGCACAGAUAUUUUUUUAGUUCGAGAGACAGGAGAACUGGAACUGGAAGAAGAUCUCUAUGCCAAAUUAAUAUUCCUAUAUCGCUCACCAGAGACAAUGAUCAAAUGGACUAGAGAAAAAACAAAUUGAAACCUUAGAACACAGACUGCAAGUAACGUUAACAUUUGAAUUUUUUUUAAAAGCACAAUAUUCUCAUAAGAGCUAAGCAUUUCUAGUUCGAUGGAAAUGGUUUGUUUCUCUUCUGACAGGUAGACAAAAGGAGCUGAUAUCUUUCUGCAGUAAAAGCUACCUUGCAAGUUAAGGCACUGUUGAAAAUGUUAUUUGUAACUCCAUUUCUCUGAAAUCAGGGCUACCUGCAUUAUGUUUUAGUCAACAGUGUCUUGCAUUCUGAUUGACCAUGUGAAGGAAUCAUUUACGGGCCCCAUCCCUAAGAGAAACAAAAGAGGAGUCAGAAGGAAAGAUGCCUGUGUUUUCCUCUGUGGGGACCGUGCACUUCCUGGAGAGAUGCUACAAUGCAAUAUACAGCGCUCCAUCCCCGCUGGGGAAGCUGCUGUGAUGAGACUAGAUGAGCCUUCAACACACUCAGAAUAUGCAACAGCAAUAGGGGGCGGACAGCUCCUACCUGUGUUUCUAGGAGCAAAAUAGAGGGAACUAAUUGCCUGUGAAGACACCAGUGGAAGGAUCAGCCUCAUUCUAAGCAAAAACAUAGUAUUAGUGAUACUCUUACUGCCUUAUCUUAACCAAGGACUAAUAGGAUACCUUUCCAUUAAACACCAGUGACUUCUCAGGAAAAAAAAAAAAAAAGCAGCAAAACAAAUGAUGUGUACACCUGCUUUGUUGUGGUCCAGCAGUGACCAGCUUCAAUGAGGGGAACCAUUCUAGAGGGCUGCGGUCUCCUGUGCAAACAGACAUGAGGCAGAAGAGUAAAAAGACCAACCCAGUGGAACCUAGAAUACUUUGUAACUCUUUAAUAACUGAGGUCAGAACCGCUCUUCUGCCUUCCCCUUCCCUCAACGUGCUUUUUCCCAUUUCCAUGAUUUAAGGCAAUGGUUUUUCCAGUAUGUGACAUUUUCCUUCCUGUUUUUCAGGUAUAUCAAAGAGUUUACAUAUUCCAAUUCACAUUUUUACAUCUGAGACGGGUUUUUUAAGUUCAUAAUUAUGAAAGAAAUAUGUAUAUUGAGCUUGGGGAAAUAAAAAUGGCCUUUUCUUAAAUUAUUAUUAUUGGUAAUACAACCUCUUCACUAAAUAACAAUGUGGCAUGAAAAAUUUAUGAUUGAAAUGUAGUUUUCAUUCCAUAUUAAGAUACAGUUUCUGAGAAGAAUCAUUGAAUGGACUAGAAUAUGUCAAAAAUUGAUCCUGUGUAGUUUGGGUUCAGGGCUGACUUAAAAUAAAGCACAUCCUGCAAAGUCAUUUUAAGAAUAUUCCUUAUUUUG
Molecule: messenger RNA, 9844 nt
Organism: Pongo pygmaeus (Bornean orangutan)
Lineage: Eukaryota; Metazoa; Chordata; Mammalia; Primates; Hominidae
Gene: PIEZO2
Product: piezo type mechanosensitive ion channel component 2
Exons: 54
Coding region: 72-8540 (2822 amino acids)
Cellular component (GO): membrane
Molecular function (GO): mechanosensitive monoatomic ion channel activity
Source: RefSeq, a predicted model, not a curated record